AAUACAUGUCUCAUCUGGCCUGGAAAUACCUCAGGAUUGUCUGGAUCAACUGCAAAAUGUUGGUGGGGAGAUGAACAUGUGGAAUGAUGUGCUUACCCCGCUUCCACCCUGAUCAGACCCUGGGUAAAGACAAGAAAAUGGAUGGUUUUCUAUAAAGAUGUACAUCCAUUAGGAAUUAGUCAGAUUCAUAAGUCUCCCCUGCUUCCAUUGUUUGAGUAGCCGUUUUCUUUGCUAUGGGAAAGAACCGCAGCAACCACUGGGCAGCAAGCUACACAAAUGAAAAUUACACUGAAACAAAAGUUUUGCAGAGGAUUUCAUGCAUUCAUUCAGCUCUGCAUGAUUUUUGCGGUGGAUUAUCCAUUUUAAUCAUCUCUUUGCAUGCAAAUGUUCCACCACAACAAUUCGACCCGUCAUUGUUCUGCUGCAUCGUUCCCUUCGCUCUGUCCACAUGACUGUGAUGGGUGUAAAGAAAUGCAAAUAGUGUUUUUCCUCUUAGAGGAGGAUGAUAGUGAGAUGCAGCCAGACCAUUAUGUUCUACAGAAGUGAGACUAAUUAGGAAUAGCUCUAAGCUGAGUGUUACACGCAAAGUAAAGAUGUCUGGAGGUGCUGAGAGAUGUUAGUCGGUAUUAUCCAUCUGUUCCUAAUGCUGUUCUUUCCUCCUGUCUGUCUGCUGUCGGGGCCUCGAGUGUUUGUGGUGGUGAGGCUGAGACACCGGAGCUAGUUUGGCCCCGGCAUAAAGCUCUGUGAUUAGCUCAUGGUUUUCCUCUUAUUGCUUCACUUCGCUUGGCUCGUGUAACAUUGACGUGAGCGCGUGAUUGACAGGAAGAAAACUUUCAGCUAUCUUGGAAGUUUGCGUCAGUCGGGCUGCUGUAUCUGGUGUCCUGAUUGCUAACCUCUGUGUGUGCGCGCUGUGGCUCCACUCUGACCUACUGGUGUGCGGGUGUGUGUUAUAGUAAUCAAAGCAAUCGUCAGUUCUCGCAGGCACAUGUGUGGGUCUUAACGUCCACUGGCAUACCUGCUCAUGUGAGUCACGUUUUAGGGGACUUUGUGUGUGCAGCGCGCACUCGCACAUGUGCACACCUGUGUUGUUGACGGAGUGUCAGUGACGUUUCAACGUGAGUCAGUCUGGAUGCUGAGCUCACUGUCAUUAAUCAGAGGGUAGCAGCAGGGGAGUCGGGUUUUCCCAUAACUUACUUUCAACAGCAAUAAAGAGAGAGAUAUAGAGAGAUAGAUAGAUAGAUAGUGUGGGAAAAGAGAUGACAGGACCGAAGGAAUAAAGCAAGAAACAGAUGGAGAGGGGGUGUAAUUGUUUACUCGAUUGUUUAUGACUGCAAAACACAAAGUCCAAAACUGUUACCUGAUCCACAUCUUUCCUUCUUCCUCCGUCUGCUCCUCUUCAUCGCAUCUCAUUCCUGGAAGGUUUACAGGCGAGCCAUAUAUUGACGUGGCCGACUCUGUUUCAAAGGACUGACGUUCUCCAGUUGCAGAGCUGUCUUCUUGGUCUGGUUGAUGCUUGCCAGAUCAAGCUGAUAAUGCACAUCUAACUGCGCCUUAAUCCACACGGCCUUGACCGAGAUGUAUGUGUGUGUGAAGUAGGAGGAUUGAUUGAAUAUAGGCUUUGUUGCAUUACAGCCGCGGAUAUGAAUCAGAUAAGUUCCUUGAGGUUUUUACACACGCUCUCCCUCCUCUUAUUUAGUCUGAGCUCUGACACAUUGAUAAGUGAGUGGCGGCUGGUAACAUGGUUGUCCAUGUGUGUACCAGCUGUGGGAACCGGUGACCACUCGGCUCGCUCUCACACACUGACCCGAGGAAAUGGGGUUCCUCGGCUGAGAUCACAGCUGGAUCUGCCACAGCUCAGGAGAACUAUUGGAAAGACGGCAACAAAUUCAAACCCUUUGAUUGUCCACAACGUCCAAUCAGUGAAUUAAUUGCAGAAAUUAAAGCCCUUCUGUCCAGACUGCACUGAUUUGUUUUCCAGGGUUGGAGCCCUAUAUUUCUCUCCAUUUUACUGCCAUUAUUCAGCAACUCUACACCCCUGCAGUCUGCCGGCGUGCGCUGAAGAACAGGGACAAGAAAAUACACAAUGCUGAGCGGUGUAUGUUAAGACAGGCCAAUGUGGUGUUGAUUACCUUGUCAGCAAUGAGGCUGCUGAGUUUACACAGCCACUGAAAGACUAGGGAGAGAAAGAUAGAGGGGGACAGUGGAGGAGAGGAAUGAGGAGUAACUGCCUUUCCAUACAUGGAGAGGUAGGGGGAGAAAAGAGGAGGAGGGGGAGGAGAAAGCAAGAGAACGAGAGAGAGAGUGAGGAGGGUAAUAUGAGGAGAUACAAUGAGAGAGAGAGAGAGAAGAGGGGAGGAGAGAAAAUUUGGAAAGAGAUAAAGACAGGCGAUAGAGGGAUAAAGGCUGAUAAGGCUGCAGCAGACAACCGGCUACAGCAGAGAGAAAAGAGAGAAGAGUGAUUCGAGCUGUCUCCUCUCUGCUGCAGCUUCUCUCUGUCACUGACCGACUGAUCCAACACAGAUGAUGUCAUCAGAGCACCUGGCCUGUGGUUGGCUGCAGCAGCUCCUCAUCGUACUUGUGAAGCUUUGCCUCACUUUUGCUGGACCUUUGCGGCCUCUGAAUGGGACAGAAUGCACAGCCAAGAGUCCUGCUUCCUACAUCCUGGUCUUUACAGGUCACUGGAGCCCACAGGCCUUCCCCAAGCAGUAUCCACUGUUCCGGCCCCCUGCACAGUGGUCCAAACUCAUAGCGGUCAGCCAUAAUCGUCAUUUUCAACUAUGGGAGGAGGACGCUCCAGCCAGUGCAGGGGUGCAGAGCUUUGCUGAACUCGGGGUGACGGUGGAGCUCAUGAAGGCAGCCAAGGAGGCCAGGAGGAAACGCGUGGUCGGAGCCAUGUACCGAACGGCUGGCAUCCCCAACGGCAUCGGGCACAGCUCCACGGAGAUGCUCAUGCAGCCACGGAGCUCACUGUUGUCCCUGAUGGUGAAGAUGAUCCCCAGCCCCGACUGGUUUGUUGGUGUCGACAGCAUAAAUCUUUGCGAGGGCAACCAGUGGAAACAAGAAGUGACCAUUGACCUCCAGCCUUACGAUGCAGGGACAGACAGUGGAUUCACUUUCUCCUCUCCAAAUUUCCCCACCAGCCCCCAGGAAAACAUCACGAAGAUCACGUCUCAGAUGCCGAACCACCCGGCCAACUCCUUCUACUACCCACGCUUAAAGGAGCUCCCACCGAUCGCCAGCAUAAAGAUCACUCGACAGAGCAGUUCACCUGAGCGUCAAACCCAAAUGUCCAAUCAUAUUCUGCCAAACUCCAUCAGUCCCCAGCGCUUCUCAGCGACACCACUGGACUGUGAGGUGUCUCUCUGGUCGUCUUGGGGUUUAUGUCUGGGUCCCUGCUCCAGAGGCGGCGUUCGCCACCGCACACGUUACAUCCUCUUGCGGCCGGCCAAUGCUGGGACCCCCUGCCCUGAGCUGGAGGAGCAGGCUGAGUGUGUACCACACAGCUGUAUGAAACUCCAGUAACCCUCAGAGUGCACAAACACAAAUACUGCCAGUAUUCGACACUGGGACUUUCAUGUUAUUACUGCUGGACUGAGAAAUGUUGCUGAGCAUCUCUUUGCUGAGGAUUUGUUUUUGUCUUUGUCGCAGCCAAAUUGUGGAAGUUUAAGAUGUGCUGCAUUUAGGGGUGAUGGUCGUUAGCUUUAGAAGGAAUACCCCUCUGGGUGUAUUAUAAUGGCAGUAAAGUCUGACUGUAAAGGAGGGUUAGUUAAAGGUCUCAAAUAGUGCCCCUUUUUGGGAAAUUAAUCAAAAUCUCACAUGCAACUACGGUUGUUUAGUUUUUGAGCGCAGAAUGCUGAAAAGACGGUUGAUUUCACCAUGACCGCGGCUGCGUCUCAAAUCAGAUAUUUUCUCUUUUUAUUUAAAUACGUCGUACAGCUGCCCUCACAAAGUAAAUACCGUUUCAUGCAGCAUGCAUACAAUUGGCACAUACUACUUUGUCAUAAAAAUGCACCUUAAACUUUAACUCUCAUGGUCUGCAGUACUCAGGCGAGACACCGAGACAUACAGACCUGAUCAAAAUCUUAAGACCAGUUGAAAAAUUGCUAGAAUUUACCUUUUGCACAUUUGGAUCUUAAUGAGGUUUUAAGUAGAGCUACAAUAUGCAAAAGCAAGAAGGGGGAGUGUGACAAAAAGCACUUUGAAAAAGUAAUUUAUUGAAAACAACAAGUGAACUGAAAUAGGCUGUUUAUCAGCUGAUCAAAAGUUUAAGACCACAGGCUAUAAAAGCCAAAAUCUGCUCAAAAUUCUCAUUUUAUGUCAGCCAUUCACACGGUCAUGCCCUCCUGAUGGCUAAAGCUAAGAAGCUUUCUCUUCUUGAACGUGGUCGGAUCGUCGAGCUGCAGAAGCAAGGCCUCUCACAGCGUGCCAUUGCUGCUGAGGUUGGACGCAGUAAGAUGGUCAUUCUAAUUUUUCUGAAAGAUCCUGAGCAUUAUGGAACAAGAAAGUCAAGUGGUAGACCCAAAAAAAUUACACCUGCGCUGAGCUGGAGGAUCCGAUUGGCUGUCCGUCAAGACACAUUGAGGUCCUCGACCCAAAUUAAGGCCCUUACUGGUGCCGACUGCAGCGCAAUAACCAUCAGACAGCAUCUGCGGGAAAAGUGUUUCUAAAACAAAAAACUAAUUCAAAGGCCUCGUCUCUUUCAACGCCACAAAACUGCCCGUUUAGGCUUUGCCAGGGAGCAUCGAACAUGGGACAUUGAAAGGUGGAAAAAAGUUUUAUUCUCUGAUGGGAAAAAAUGUAACCUUGACGGUCCAGAUGGCUUCCAACAUUACUGGCAUGACAAGGAGAUCCCACCUGAGAUGUUUUCUACCCGGCACAGUGGAGGGGAGUCAAUCAUGAUUUGGGGUGCUUUUUCAUUCAGUGGAACACUGGAGCUUCAGGUGGUGCAGGGUCAUCAAACGGCAGCUGGUUACAUGCAGAUGUUGCAGCAAGCAUCCCUCAUGACUGAGGGUCCUCAUCUGUGUGGUAACAGCUGGGCUUUUCAACAGGACAAUGCUGUAGUUCACAAUGCUCGCUUGACGAAGGACUUCUUCAGAGAGAAUAACAUCACUCUUUUGGACCAUCCCGCAUGUUCCACUGAUUUAAAUCCCAUAGAGAACAUUUGGGAUGGAUGGCAAGGGAAGUUUAUAAAAAUGGCCAUCAGUUCCAGACAGUUGAUGCCCUUCGUGAAGCCAUCUUCACCACUUGAAGCAAUGUUCCCUAAAGCUUCCUGGAAACACUCGCAUCAAGCAUGCCCAAACGAAUUUUUGAAGUGAUUAACAAGAAUGGUGGAGCUACUCAUUACUGAGUCCUAAUGAGAAAUUUUUUUGUUCUGGUUUAGUGAGUUUUUUGUAAAUUUUUUUUGAGCAAUGGUCUUAAACUUUUGAUCAGCUGAUAAACAGCCUAUUUCAGUUCAAUUGUUGUUUUCAAUAAAUUACUUUUUUAAAGUGCUUUUUGUCACACUCCCUCUUCUUGCUUUUGCAUAUUGUAGCUCUACUUAAAACCUCAUUAAGAUCCAAAUGUGCAAAAGGUAAAUUCUAGUAUUUUUUCAACUCAGGUCUGUAUGUAGCAUAACUGCACAGAGGAUUGUGAGUCAGAAUGGCCAGAUGAGUAUGCUGGCUUGUUGUAGGACAUCUGGGUAUUUUUAGCUACUUCAUUUGACAUAUUAUGUAUUGGGGCACACUAAAUCUUUUUCUCCCAUACUCUAUAAUAUGGUAAUAUAGAUAUUGGAACGCAGCCUACAUGAAUGGUUUUAGGGCUGCUCUAAAGGUGCUGCUGUUUUUGGCUCUUUCAGGAAGUGCUGCUGUUUGUGUCUGUGAUUGAAAGUGCAGUGCUGAAGCAAAGGACUUCAUUUUUUAGGCUUAAUGCAUAACUUUUGGGGGUAAAAAGUGAUUUCUAUAAAAUGUUCUAGAUGCAGAAUAUAAAUGUAUCCCCUCAGAGACCUCUGCAAGACUAUUUUCUGGUUGUUUUAUUGUCUGCAGCAUUUGCAUUUGAACUGUGUGCUGACGGUGGCACACCAAAGUCACAAAUGUGCAUCUUCAGCACAUGCUCACACUCUUAUAUGCGUGGACACACAAACCUCCACACACAGGUCUUUGCACAUGCUGCAUGCCUUUGCAGGCGUGGAGUUUACAUAGAUACUUAUACAUGCUUGGCAGAUUAAGCCCUUUCAAAAUAACUUCACACCCUGAUUUAUGAAUAUCACCUCUCAUAAGAAGCACCGAACAGCUGACUUGAAGCUUAGAGCCAGUCCAAAGACGACGGCCUAUUUUAUAGCAAAAUGCAGUUUUUUUAAUAUAAAUAAAGAUAAAUAUUUGUAUUAUCUCUUUUGAUAUUUCAGUCUUGAGAUUUUGUACAUACUGUAUGAUGCAUCGUAUCUUGUAUAACUCAUGAAUAAAUAUGGAGGUGUGUUUUUCAAAUAGAAAACGUGUUACUUUGUUCCCCCGCCUGGUUCUCCAGUUGGACAGCAUUUUCCCCUUUUUGUUUCUGUAAAGGCAGCAUGUAAAACAUUUAAAACUUUUGUUUGACCAAACAACAAUGUUGAUUUGCACUGUU
Messenger RNA from Acanthochromis polyacanthus (spiny chromis), 6594 nucleotides. It is a transcript of the gene spon2a, whose product is annotated as spondin 2a, extracellular matrix protein. The record is from RefSeq and is a predicted model, not a curated record. The transcript has 6 exons. Gene Ontology annotation, biological process: cell adhesion. Gene Ontology annotation, cellular component: extracellular matrix. Lineage: Eukaryota; Metazoa; Chordata; Actinopteri; Pomacentridae. The coding region runs from base 2521 to 3522 and encodes 333 amino acids.